CUGCAAAAGCGUCCUAUGUCCGUACGCCUGUUUGGAACAGAAUACAUACAGGCUACCAGUUAUUAUUUCCAGCAAAUAAACAAAGGCUUGGGGAAGUAAAGUUAUCAAGAGUCGACUACUGGUGGUGGAUUUACAUCGUGGCUCCUUUGACAAUAAGUUACACCCCCCACCAGUAGGCUAUUGUCUUUCGUUCCUGCAGUUGACAGUUCCUGUUUCAGGACUAUACGUUUAUCUUGUAGGAACUCGAGGCCUGGUCAGCAGCUAAGGAUAGAGCAGAAAGGUUCGGAUCAAAUAUCUCUACGUCGAGGGUCUGGAAGGUGGGGCCCCGGGGUAUCGGAUCGGGAAGGGACUUUGUGACACCCAUCUAGACGGUUGUGUUUGCAUCUGUGAAGACCAGGUUUAAGGACAGUUGGCAGUUUCAGUAGAGGUGCAGAAAUGGCACAAACGCCUAAUAAACCACAAGUUCGGAAACGUUUCCGGUGCGACAGCAUAGCCUCUGUGCCCCAGUUCACAAACUCGCCCACCAUGAUCGUGAUGGUGGGCCUUCCAGCCAGAGGAAAGACCUACAUCUCCAAGAAGCUAACGCGAUACCUCAACUGGAUCGGGGUCCCUACCAAGGUGUUCAAUGUGGGCCAGUAUCGGAGGGAUGCGGUACGAACCUACAAAAACUUUGAGUUCUUCCGUCCUGACAAUGAGGAGGCCAUGAAGAUUCGCAAGGCUUGUGCUCGUUCUGCUUUGUCGGAUGUUGGGACUUACUUCAUGCUGGAGCAUGGACAAGCGGCAGUGUUUGAUGCCACCAAUACAACCCGAGAGAGAAGGGAGAUCAUUCUCAGCUAUGCCAAAGAUAAUGGGUACAAGGUCUUUUUCAUAGAGUCCAUUUGUGAUGAUCCUGAAAUCAUUGCUGAAAACAUUAAGCAAGUGAAACUCAGCAGCCCAGAUUACAUUGACUGUGACAAGGAGGAGGCGGUGGCCGACUUCCUGAAGAGGAUCGAGUGCUACAAGGUCACCUACGUCCCCCUGGACGACGACAAAGACAGUCACCUGUCAUAUAUAAAGAUCUUUAACGUGGGCUCUCGGUACCUGGUGAACCGCGUGCAGGACCACAUCCAGAGCAGGAUCGUCUACUACCUGAUGAACAUCCACGUCACACCUCGCACCAUCUACCUGUGUCGCCAUGGCGAGAGCGAGCUCAACCUCGUGGGGAGGAUCGGUGGUGAUUCGGGCCUGUCUCCGCGUGGUAGCCAGUUUGCAGGUGCUCUGGGCAAGUACAUCAAAAGUCAGAGCAUCCCAGACCUGAAGGUGUGGACGAGUCACAUGAAGCGCACCAUCCAGACGGCAGAGGCCCUGGGAGUGGCGUACGAGCAGUGGAAGGCCCUCAAUGAAAUAGAUGCGGGAGUGUGUGAGGACCUGACCUACGAGGAGAUCCAGGCGAAUUACCCCGAGGAGUUCGCCCUGAGGGACCAAGACAAGUACCGCUACCGCUACCCCAAGGGGGAGUCGUAUGAGGACCUGGUGCAGCGGCUGGAGCCGGUGAUCAUGGAGCUGGAGAGGCAGGAGAACGUGCUGGUGGUGUGCCAUCAGGCCGUCAUGCGCUGCCUGCUCGCCUACUUCCUCGACAAGAGCGCAGAGGAGCUGCCCUAUCUGAAGUGUCCCCUACACACAGUGCUGAAGCUCACGCCCGUCGCGUACGGGUGUAAGGUGGAGUCUGUGUCCCUGAACAUCGAGGCGGUGAACACACACAGAGACAGGCCCGCGGGAGAUGAGCCUCCGUGCACCCUCCUCGCGCCCCCCUCCCGCCACCACUCUCGUGCCCAGCCCAUGGCCAGCCCCGUGCCCACACGAGCCCCACGCCUACAGGAUCUGGGGGUCACCAGUCUUAGUUUGCAGAACGUGGAAGUCAGCCGAGAGCCUGAGGAGGCCCUUCUGACCGUUCCAGACCACAUCUAGAGGACCAGAGAGAGACGCUGACCGUCCCACAACCGCACAAUAUCUGUCCUCGAACCCUUAACGUCAAAUGACCUUUACUGUUGUUGUUUUUUUUUGUAUCAACAUAUGAUGUCAUGGUGAAGUGUGUGUGUGUGUGUGUGUGUGUGUGUGUGAGUGUGUGGUAGAAAGAGGUUCUCUGGUUGUUGUUGUUGUUGUUUGUCUGGGGCAGAGAGAGGACUCAGUGGCUCAGCUGUUGGUGUCAGCUGUUGCAGUGGAUCAACUGCUGGGGUCUGACGGCCGUAAUCUACUCUCUUCGCGAGGGGAUAUAAUUUUGCUCCAAUGAAAUUGCACAAGAUGAAGCGAUGAAUAUUUUAAUUUAUGUGCAGAACUCACACCAAGGACGUUCCUUGCACGGGAGGUUUUUUUUUUAUCCCAGCAGCAACUGUAGAACAAUAAACCUCAGAAACUGACUGAUUGUGGACGGGACUGCAAAGUACUCAACGGUUACCCACAAUCCUUUGCGGUCAGAGAGCUCAGCUACCAUCUUCCUGUAUAAACUCAAACCUGGGAUGUUUCCUGUGCCCCUACCAAUGUGCCUCAUCCGUGGCUGGGGUAGACUGAGGAAGCUGACAGGCUUUUUAAACAUUCAACUGUGAAAAGGAACAAAGGGACCUGACCACUGCCGUGCUGUUGUUGUAAUAGACUUUCACAGCGAUAAGCUCAUAGUGCUUUGCAUGUCAGAUUUAAUGGAAGAAAAUAGGUAACUGAGGUUGCUGUAUAUGGUUUCUGUCCUUUUAGGCUGAGUAUGUUUACAAUUCAGUACAUACAGAAAUAUCCACAGCUAAGCUUAAUGGACUCACCCUUAUAUGAAGCACUAACGUGUUAGUUCCUUUGUUACCGCUCACUGGAGAACCUCAGGACCAUCUCUAGAUCCGCACUGCUCAAAACCCAGGUUAAAUGAGGAGAAGUCUCAAAUUGUGCACAUUUUAGUGAGCUGAGGAUCAUUGAAAUCACGUAGAUCUGUGAAUUAUGCUGUUCACCCAUCAUCACAUUUGUUCUUUUCAAAAUGAAACACAGCAAAACCUCAGUGGAAUAGUUAGUGUAAUGUAGAAGUGCAACCCCUCGAUUUAUCUGUGGUUCUAGAACUGUCCAGUCCUUGGUCAAAUACACACCAAGGUGUAUAUGCAAACGCUCGCACACACAUAUUUGGAAAUGUAAAACAUAAAAGUGAAAUAAUAAUAUGUGCACUUUUCUAUACAUUGUGAAUAUAAUUAAAUCCUUCGAUCUUGUGCCAGCGAUGAAAUCAUAACCACGAAUAUGCUAUAUAUUCCUGACGUGAUGAAAGUCUAUUCAAAGAGUUUCUCUCGUGUUAACAUGGAUCAUCUCUCAGUACGAGCUUGACUGAUUGGUUUCAGCCUCUCUCACUGGUGCUGCACAGAAGUGGUUGUUUGGUCUCGUGGGUGCCAUGUUGAAUAUAGGAUCAGUUGGGGAACGUUUUCUCGAGAGGGUGUGAUCUUAUUUUGUGCCUCUCCAAUAAAAAUCUAAGCCAUCCUUUGAAAAGUAGCACACCUGUGAUACAUAGUGGUUAAUAGCAAACCAAUGUUUUUUUUUUCCUGAACAAGUUGUGUGUUUGUGACAUGUCCUGACAGUGUGUCCUUACUGUCUGUGUGCUGUGCCGUGAGUGUUCUUCUCUGUAGUUUUGGCAACUGUAAUGGUCACAGUUAUCGCAGAGCACAGACACCUAUAGAUGAUAUCCGUGUCAUUAAUGUCACAUGAUUACAGACACCUAUAGAUGCAUCAGUGUCAUUAAUGUCACAUGACUAUGGGAUGACGGUUUGGGUUGUGUGUGGACAUCUUGACGAAACGACUGCAACAACGGAGACGCAUGUUUUCGCUGCUGGUUUUUCCUGAAAGUCGUCUAAAUUCCAGUAGCCUCUGUUGAGCAGGGGCAGCUGGGACUCAAUAAAGGGACGCGAACAGAAAACAUCCCCUGGACGGGAGAGGAGAAUGACUUUAAUGUGCAAUUUACUGUGACCGAAAAAAGCAAUGAUAUGUAAAGAGAAUUUUUUUUUUUAAAUUACUUUUAUUUUUGUUGGCACAAACAAAAUAAAACAAGAAGCAAUGUCACCAUC
Clupea harengus (Atlantic herring) is the source of this 4058-nucleotide messenger RNA. Its product is annotated as 6-phosphofructo-2-kinase/fructose-2,6-bisphosphatase-like. Gene Ontology annotation, biological process: fructose 2,6-bisphosphate metabolic process; fructose metabolic process. NCBI's taxonomy places the organism in Eukaryota, Metazoa, Chordata, Actinopteri, Clupeiformes, Clupeidae. The transcript is spliced from 15 exons. Gene Ontology annotation, molecular function: fructose-2,6-bisphosphate 2-phosphatase activity; 6-phosphofructo-2-kinase activity; ATP binding. Gene Ontology annotation, cellular component: 6-phosphofructo-2-kinase/fructose-2,6-biphosphatase complex; cytosol. The record is from RefSeq and is a predicted model, not a curated record. The coding region runs from base 436 to 1947 and encodes 503 amino acids.